UAUAGCUCCGAAAAAAAUAAAAAAAAAACUAAUGUUCCUACAAAACAUUGAAGAAUGGUUAACGUAAAUGGUGGAGUGGUCUGGUGCUACAAAGACGAUAGAUGGAUUCCCCUCCAGCUCUCCUCCAUACGCCUCCACGGCGUCCUGACACAGGCCCACUGGGCCACGAUCUCGGACUUCCUACGGAAAGUCGCCAAUAAAGAAUUGAUUUUGCAGGAAAAUGGUUUCACCGAACUCACCGAGAAGCACAAGGAACUCAUGUUCCAGAACUCCAAAAAUUCGAAUACAGUAAACAGUGAUAACGUGAUAAAUAUUAGUGAUAAUGUCAACGAGCGUAAAGUGAGUUUAGGUCAAAUUCCCGAGGACAAGAUCGUGGAGCAACCUCGCAGGCCGUCCAUGCCUGAACUAAGAUCUUUAGAUAAAAAUAAUUUAUUUAAUAUUAAUAAUUUAUUUCCGUCUGAGACUGAGCGAAAGAAGACUGAUAAGUUAUCAAACGAAAACGAUGAGAUAGUAUUAAGAUUGUUAAAAAAGUAUUGCAAAUACAGUAGAGACGCUUUAGAUGAUGAAAUAGUCAGCGCGUUCGAGAGUAUAGAGGGAGAAGUGAUUCAAGAUACUGUAAUAACUAAGGUUGAAAAGGAAUCGAAACCUAGGAGAAGGAAAUUGGGAUAUGUACACACCGACGAGAAGAUAUACGAAAAUUUGGAUUUUCCUUUGGAUUCGUUAGAAGAAGAUAAGAAUGAACACGUUAUUCGGUGGCUCAAACAACAGAACAACCAGUUAACUUUCGACAAUAUCCCAACCAGACGCCACUCUGUAGAUAUCGGCGUUUCUUCUCCCACCGAUAGCAGGAAAAGUAGUCUUCUGGAGAGGAAAUCCUCCUCGUCGGGCUUCGAAUCUAGAAAAUCUAGUGUAACGACUCCGUCUACCCCCGAGAGUAGAAAAUCAUCUUGGUGUGAUAGUACUUUGAACAGCAGGAAGAGUAGUGUGGGUUCGAACAGCAGUUGUUCGGAGUGCGACGAGGGCGAGGGACUCAGUCAGUGGCACAGGUUCCUUAAAAAACAUUUGAGUUCGAAACAUUCGGAAAAGCGGCUCAAGAAGCAGCGACAGGCGUGGAGUAGAAACAGACGGAAGUUGAGUUCGCCGGCCGAUAUUCAAAGCAUCGAUAUCAACUUUCAUUCAUGGUAUUUCCGCAAGAUAAAGCGCAUAGAAGCCGAGAAGAAACUAUUACUUCCCGAAAAUGAACAUGGAGCUUUUCUUAUCAGAGACUCCGAGAGUCGACAUAACGAUUAUUCCCUUUCAGUUCGAGAUGGAGAUACCGUUAAACAUUAUAGGAUUAGACAAUUGGACGAGGGUGGUUUCUUCAUAGCUAGGCGAACUACAUUUAGAACAUUACAAGAACUAGUACAGCAUUAUAGUAAUGAUGCCGAUGGUUUAUGCGUCAAUUUAUGCAAACCUUGUGUACAGGUGGAUAAACCCCAACCCGAAGGCCUUUCUCAUCGUACCCGCGAUCAAUGGGAAAUCGAAAGAACAUCGUUAAAAUUCGUUAGGAAAUUAGGCCACGGCCAGUUCGGGGAAGUGUGGGAAGGUAUGUGGAACAACACGACGCCGGUAGCGAUAAAAACGCUAAAACCUGGCACCAUGGACCCCAAAGAUUUUCUCGCCGAAGCGCAAAUUAUGAAGAAACUAAGACAUCCUAAAUUAAUUCAAUUGUACGCCGUUUGUACGUUCGAAGAACCGAUCUAUAUUAUUACAGAACUGAUGAGAAACGGUUCCCUAUUAGAAUACCUUCAAGGCAAAGGAAAGAGUUUGAAACUGACUCCAUUGAUUGAUAUGGCUGCGCAGAUUGCCGCUGGAAUGGCGUAUUUAGAAUCUCAAAAUUAUAUACAUAGGGACCUCGCCGCUAGAAAUGUUCUGGUAGCCGAUGGGAACGUAGUCAAAAUUGCCGAUUUUGGAUUAGCUAGAUUAAUAAAAGAAGACGAAUACGAAGCUAGAGUAGGAGCUAGAUUCCCAAUUAAGUGGACGGCACCAGAAGCGGCGAACUAUAGCAAAUUUUCAAUCAAGUCAGACGUGUGGUCGUUUGGUAUUUUACUGACAGAAUUGGUCACGUACGGAAGGAUCCCGUAUCCAGGAAUGACUAACGCCGAAGUUCUUCAUCAAGUCGAGCACGGCUACAGAAUGCCAGCGCCACCUAGCUGCCCGCCAGCGCUCUACGAUAUAAUGUUAGAAUGCUGGAACAGAGAUCCCAUGCGAAGACCCACCUUCGAGACUCUUCAAUGGAAACUGGAAGACUUCUUUACAAUGGAAGGAUCGGAAUACAAAGAAGCUUCGGCUUACUGAGGUCACGCCCACCCCCCUGCUGAUUGGUUGCGUAACUCCAUAGAGGUGCACUACCAUUGAUAGGGAGGUGGAUAUAUCUAUUUAUCAAUCCAAGCAAUAGAUAGAUAUGCCGUACUUCUUCUGUUUUUAAAUUUGAAUUGACUUAAUCGAUUUUAAGAAUUGACAGGUCUUGGUUUGUUAAUUACUUUUUUUAUAAUAUGAACUGUGUUUUAAUUUUAUAUUUCCAAUUUUAGAACGUGUCGAAAAUAUUUAUACAUAAAUUAUCAAAGACUAUUUAAAUAAAUUUUAAUUUCGUUGAUGGUUGGUUGUACCUCGGUUUGUAUGGUGUCUAAGAAGAAUCGAAAAUACUCCUAUAUUUUAAUGCAUUAGGUCAUAAUACAUCUAACAAUUCAGCAGGGACAAUUAGAUAUGGAGGGAGGAGGAUGUAAAUUUUCUGGUCUCAAAAGAAUUUCUCGAAGUCUGGUCGAUUAUAUUAUUAAUCUAAUUAUCAAUAAUUUUCUGGUUUGUCCCAACAUAUUUUUUAUCCCAAUUUGUAUAAUAACAACUGGAAUAAUUAGUGUAGUUGAGACAGUGGAACGGGAUAGUAAAAAGCCGUUUUGGAGCACCAAAGAAAAUAUUUUAUUAAAAAAAUAUAUUUUGAGAAAUCAAGUCAAAAUUUUUAGAAAAAGGUCAGAAACUUGAAAAAAUAGUUAUUCUUUAUAUUGUCAAUUUUCCGACAUAAUUUCUCAAAAUUUUUAUUUGUUUUUUAAAAGUUUAACUUUUUAUAACAUUUGUGACAUUAAUACGCCAUUGUAGAAUAGGGGAAAGUCCGAAAAUAUGCAGAAAAGGUAAAAUAAUAUCGUGUAAUGGAUGGUACAUCUGUAUGGUCGCCUUCUAUUGUUUGAAUGGUUAAAGUAGAUAAUCAAAAAACAAAUGAUUUCUUUGUAGCAAGAAAUGCAUAUUUAUUCUCUCUUAAUUAUUAUUCUUGAAUUGUUCCCAAAACAAAAUCGCUAAGAACGAUUUUUUUAUUAUAAUCUGUAUGCAAAAGUUGGUACACCAUUUGUAAAAAAAGAUUUUACAGUAGAAUUAAGAUAUUACAGUGGUUCCCCAAAUGUAUGUGGCCAAUUCUUAACAAUAUAGAAAUUUUAAAUAACUAGAGGUGGAGAAAAUAAUCGAUUAUUUCAGAAAAAUCGAUAAUCGUAAAUAAUCCAUUAUUUGAAUAAUGGGAAAUAAAUAAUGAAUUGAUUAAAUAAUCGAACAUAAC
Messenger RNA from Psylliodes chrysocephalus, 3580 nucleotides. NCBI's taxonomy places the organism in Eukaryota, Metazoa, Arthropoda, Insecta, Coleoptera, Chrysomelidae. The record is from the annotation of a GenBank genome assembly.